AUGAUAUUCUUGAAAUUGAUUUUUCAAUUUAUGUCUUUUAUAUAUUUUACCCACGCGUAUUCAAAAAAUAGGAGAUACAAGCACAAGUUGAUAAAUUUACAAAUUACAUUUUUACGUAACUAUGAGAAAUAUUUCUUAUUAAACAAUUUGCGAGUAGCUAAUAGGAUGUAUUACGUUCAUCCGGGUAAAAAUUUGUUUAAAAAAAAUUUCCAGGGUUAUCAGGAACAGAGGGAUAGGUUGGCUAUUUCCUUAUUUAGGGACUUUAGUAUGCCCAACCUUUUCCCUGGAUUCAGAACAAUUUUUAACAAAAAAUUCCUUUUUGAUCCCUUGUUCAACUCCCACAAAGAUAUUAUCAUACGAAAUAUAAAGACAAUACAGCUAGUACAAAAAGGCAAUAUUGUGAAAAGUGUAGUUAUAUUCGGGGCGUCUUGCUUGACUAUUUAUGCUAUGGCUAAACUUCUUCUUAUGCUGAGGAAAUUUUUUCAAAACCAGUAUAAGAUGAUAAGUGAACAGGAAAUAAAGCAUUUGGGAACGUAUGAAAAUCCGCACAUCGAAUUUAAGGACUAA
This is a messenger RNA of Plasmodium malariae, 567 nucleotides long. RefSeq names its product conserved Plasmodium protein, unknown function. The coding region runs from base 1 to 567 and encodes 188 amino acids. NCBI's taxonomy places the organism in Eukaryota, Apicomplexa, Aconoidasida, Haemosporida, Plasmodiidae. The record is from RefSeq and is a predicted model, not a curated record. The transcript is spliced from 6 exons.